GGAGUCAGUACAUCCGAAGAUGCUGCAUACGUUGCUCUUCCUCUUCUUCGUUCUGCUCGUCGUUUUCUUCAUUUACGACAGCAUCAAGCCGGAAUACUUUCCACCGGGACCAAGAUGGUUGCCUUUGGUGGGAUGCUUACCGAGAUUUUGGAUACUUAGAAAAAAGUGUGGUUAUAUUCACGAAGCCAUUAAAGAACUUUCCGAUAUUUAUGGGCCAGUCUUGGGUUUGAAACUGGGAAAACAAAAGUUGAUUGUUAUUUCGGGACAUGAUCUUGUCAAGAAAGUACUUCUUCAAGAGGAAUUUAAUGGACGACCUGAUGGCUUUUUCUUUAGGCUACGAGCAUUCGAAAAGAGAAGGGGUGUACUCUUUACUGACGGACCGGCUUGGUACGAAAUGCGAAAAUUCACUAUGAAGCAUUUUCGAAAUUUUGGACUCGGUCAGACAACUAUGAUAAAUCGAGUAACGGUGGAGGCGGAGAAUCUUGUGAAGGAACUUCAGAAACAAUGUAAAAACGGUCCUAUUCUUAUGCACAGAGUUUUUGAUGUCGCUAUCAUUAAUUCAUUAUGGAUAAUGUUUGCCGGACACGGAUUUGAGUACGGUGAUAAAAAAAUGAAGGAUAUUCUAGAUACAGUUCACACAGCUUUCAGGGUGAUGGACACCAUGGGUGGUCUCGUGUCCCAAAUGCCAUUUCUUCGUUUCCUGAUCCCGGAACUGUCUGGGUAUAACGAACUCGUGAGAAUUCACGAAAAAUUUUGGGCAUUUAUUGACGAGGAAAUCACAAAUCACGACAUGAAAUUGGACAUAAAUCUUCCUCAGGACCUAAUCGAUACUUUUCUGAUAGAGAUAUCACGGAAUAAAUCAGCCGAUAGCAUCUUUAACAGAGAAAAUUUGCUUAUCCUCUGCUUGGAUCUCUUUUUGGCUGGUUCCGAAACGACUAGCAAUACAUUAGCCUGGACGUUCAUUUGCUUGGCACUGUAUCCUGAGUGGAUUACAAGACUGCAAAAGGAUUUGGAAAAAGUCGUCGGUAGAAAUAGACCGCCGUGUAUGAGCGAUGCCCCUUCGUUACCAAGGAUAGAAGCUUUUUUGGCUGAAGUUCAGAGAUCACAUAUUCUCGCACCUUUUGGUAUUCCUCACAGGGCUACAAAGGAUGUUACACUGGGUGGUUAUAAAAUUCCUAAGGACACACUCGUUCUGCUGAGCUAUUACAGUGUUGCCAUGGACAAGGAUCACUGGGAGAAUCCCAAGGAGUUUCGUCCACAACGCUUUUUGGAUUCCAAUGGACAAUUCUCUCAGAAGAGUGCUGCCAUUCCAUUUGGUCAAGGCAAGAGACGAUGCUUGGGAGAAAUACUAGCUCGUUCAACGCUCUUCCUCUUUUUCACUUACGUCAUCCACUAUUUCGAUUUCGAAAUUUCUCCAGUUCACGGCACUCCGGAUCCCAACGGCUACGACGGUUUCUCUAUCUCGCCAAAACCUUAUUAUCUCAAGCUUUCCCUCAGAUCCGACUUAGAGAAUUAAAAAAACAAUCAUAUGGAAAGAGGUCGAAGUUCCCGAA
This is a messenger RNA of Cephus cinctus (wheat stem sawfly), 1553 nucleotides long. Its product is annotated as methyl farnesoate epoxidase. Gene Ontology annotation, cellular component: cytoplasm; intracellular membrane-bounded organelle. Gene Ontology annotation, molecular function: heme binding; iron ion binding; oxidoreductase activity, acting on paired donors, with incorporation or reduction of molecular oxygen, reduced flavin or flavoprotein as one donor, and incorporation of one atom of oxygen. The record is from RefSeq and is a predicted model, not a curated record. The coding region runs from base 20 to 1516 and encodes 498 amino acids. Gene Ontology annotation, biological process: xenobiotic metabolic process. The transcript has 8 exons. Lineage: Eukaryota; Metazoa; Arthropoda; Insecta; Hymenoptera; Cephidae.